AUGGUAAUUUAUAUUGCGGUAGCAAUUGUAGGUGGUGGUGAUGGUGGAGGUGGUGGUGGUGACGGCGGGUUUCUCAUGAAGAUGGGUAGUUUUGAAAUCAACAUUCCUUCCAAUAUUAGCAAAGCUGAAGUAGUGCCGGAAAGAGGGAACAAGUUCGGCAAGGCCGGGGUUUUCUCCUUCAAAGGUUGGAUAUGGAGUGUUUGGGAGUUCUGCAAAGAAGAUAGGAACAGAGUAAUUUUCUCACUGAAAGUGGGGCUUGCUGUUCUCCUUGUGUCUUUGCUCAUACUACUUGAAGCACCCUAUCAAAUAUUUGGCGUUAACAUCAUCUGGUCCAUUCUCACUGUGGCCAUUAUGUUUGAAUACACAGUUGGUGCAACGUUUAACCGAGGAUUUAAUCGAGCACUUGGAAGCUUGCUUGCCGGAAUCUUAGCCAUUGCUAUUGCCCAGUUGGCCUUAAUCUCUGGUCGAGUUGCAGAACCUAUUGUAAUUGGUAUCAGCAUCUUCCUCAUUGGUGGUGGUGAUGGUGGAGGUGGUGGUGGUGACGGCGGGUUUCUCAUGAAGGUGAGGGUAGAGACACAGAGCAAAUCUUUCUGGGUUUUUUUUGGGAACAGAGGGUAG
Molecule: messenger RNA, 618 nt
Organism: Cornus florida
Lineage: Eukaryota; Viridiplantae; Streptophyta; Magnoliopsida; Cornales; Cornaceae
Product: aluminum-activated malate transporter 8-like
Exons: 4
Coding region: 1-618 (205 amino acids)
Biological process (GO): malate transport
Cellular component (GO): plant-type vacuole membrane
Source: RefSeq, a predicted model, not a curated record